GUUCAAACUUCGCUGAGUGGCCCCAUAUCAGCACGGAUCCAUUCUUGUCACGGUUACUAUUAAACUGUCGAUCCACAUGGGCUCGUGGGCACACAUCAAGCUUUUCUUAACCAUGCUCCAAGUCCACCCAUAUGCGUGCACCUCGUGCCUUGAAGGCAAGAAUCGGGCUCCCUCAGUCGGUCAAGGUUGUAGUUCUGUCACUGUCCUCAGUAUUCUGAUGGGCUGUCUCCAGCCGGCACACGUUUAUCCUAUCAGGCUUGAAGCAGAAGCUGACGCCCUUAUAUUUGCAUCACUUGCUGUGCCCUGUAGCUGUAUAGGGUUGACGACCCCUGGGAUUGUUGGAGACAUACAUGUGCCGCAGCCUAUUUUACCUCACAUGCUGCGCCCUGGAGUUUCACCCUCCUGUUAUUAUUAGAGCCAUGGCAUACUCCGACUUCUCCGCUUUGAUCAUUCCAUUUUGGUCACGGCGCCUAUGGUGAGCAAUAUAAAAUGGCCCCUCUU
Molecule: messenger RNA, 501 nt
Organism: Suillus clintonianus
Lineage: Eukaryota; Fungi; Basidiomycota; Agaricomycetes; Boletales; Suillaceae
Exons: 2
Coding region: 77-415 (112 amino acids)
Source: RefSeq, a predicted model, not a curated record